Messenger RNA from Ixodes scapularis (black-legged tick), 447 nucleotides. RefSeq names its product protein FAM98B-like. The transcript has a single exon. The coding region runs from base 1 to 447 and encodes 148 amino acids. The record is from RefSeq and is a predicted model, not a curated record. NCBI's taxonomy places the organism in Eukaryota, Metazoa, Arthropoda, Arachnida, Ixodida, Ixodidae.
AUGGUCGCGGGCCAGUACGACGACUUUGGUGGCGGAGGCGACGGAGACGGCGGCUACGGCGGCUACGACGGCGGGGACGGUGGCGGCUUCGGCGGUGGAGGAGGAGGGGGCGAUGACGGAGGCUUUACCGGAGGUGACGGUGGUUUCGGGGGCGAAGGUGGCUACGACGGCACCGAGAUUCGUCCCGUGUACGCCUCGCCGGAGACGAUGACCGGACCGACGGUGUUCCUCAGGAAGAGGAGGUCGCUCCCUGACACGUCCUCUGCAGCGGCCCAGUCUCAAGAGCACCACCACAGGGUCAGGCGAGGAGGCUACGGCGUCGUGGGGCCCGUGUACACCUACGUGAAGACGGACUACGACGGGAACUUCAAAUGGGGGGCGAGGCACCACGUCGGGAAGUCCUACGGAGGUCACCACGGAGGGGGAGGCUACGGCGGAGGCUACUGA